AUGGACGACCCCGAGCGCGGCUGGAGCCUGUCCUUCGCGGGCUGCGGCUUCCUGGGUCUCUACCACGUCGGGGUGACCCGCUGCCUGAGCGAGCGCGCCCCGCACCUCCUCCGCGACGCCCGCAUGUUCUUUGGCGCCUCUGCAGGGGCGGUGCACUGCGCCACCUUCCUCGCCGGGAUCCCGCUGGAAUGUGCUAUAUGCAUGCUGACAGACCUAGCCCAGAGAACCAGAAAAAGGAAACUUAGCAUCUUCCACCCAUCCUUCAACAUAAGCAAGUACUGUAGAGAGUAUCUCCAGGAACAUCUCCCAGACAAUGUUCACCAGCUUGUCUCCAGAAAACUGUGCAUCUCACUCACCAGAUUGUCUGAUGGGGAAAAUGUGCUGGUGUCUGAUUUUCACUCCAAAGAUGAACUUGUGGAUGUCUUAGUUUGUUCCUGCUUCAUCCCUUUCUACAGUGGCUUAAUUCCUCCUACCUUCAGAGGUGUGCGAUACAUGGAUGGAGGUAUAAGUGACAAUAUGCCCUUCACUGAUGCCCAAACAACCAUCACUGUGUCCCCCUUCUAUGGGAAGCAUGACAUCUGCCCCAAGGUCAAGUCCACAAACUUUCCUCAUGUGAACAUCAGCAAGCUCAGUCUGUUUCUCUGCCCAGAAAAUGCCUACCUUUUAUUCAGAGCAUUAUUCCCUGCAGAUCACAAGGAACUUGGAGAGAUGUGCUUCCAAGGAUAUUCAGACACUCUUAGAUUCUUGGAAGAGCAGGGCAUCUGCACCAGGCCAGGGCCAAGCCUGAAUUUACCCUCUGAAGAGAGAAAGUCUGAGGUCAUUGCUCCCUGUGGGGAAAACAUGAGCCUGGAGACUCCCUGGGAGGCAGCUGCCUUUGAGAUGAAACCCAAGGGGGCUGAGCUGAUGGAGACCCUCUCCCCCAAGCUCACUAAAGGCUGGUGACGUGCUUCUCAUAUAUUCCUGAUGGCAUGCAGUGGCUGCAGUGGGCAAAUGCCCAAAUUUACUCUCACUUGAUGGCUUCUCUGCUCCCUACUUCCAGAUGCCAAACUCCAGC
Messenger RNA from Choloepus didactylus (southern two-toed sloth), 1054 nucleotides. RefSeq names its product 1-acylglycerol-3-phosphate O-acyltransferase PNPLA3-like. The coding region runs from base 1 to 942 and encodes 313 amino acids. Gene Ontology annotation, biological process: triglyceride catabolic process; lipid homeostasis. Gene Ontology annotation, cellular component: lipid droplet; membrane; cytoplasm. Gene Ontology annotation, molecular function: triacylglycerol lipase activity. The transcript has 8 exons. Lineage: Eukaryota; Metazoa; Chordata; Mammalia; Pilosa; Megalonychidae. The record is from RefSeq and is a predicted model, not a curated record.